GUUUUUCUGAUCCAUCCAACAUGACACGGGCGCCAUGGCGCCUGCCACGACUUCUCCAUGGUGGCUGGACUUCUUGUGGUCCAACGAAGUCAUUCAGGUGGCCGUUUGUGCCCGAAACUUCCUGCAGACAUUGCGCACAGGCCUGCCGACUGAGUGCAGAGAGGAUGCUGAGGAGCUAAGUCCCUUGAGCUUGCCGAACUUGUGUGCAAGCGGUGUCCUCCAGCAACAGACGCGAGGUUGGCGCAAUGUCCAUUUGCCUGCCCUACGUCGAAUCCAGCUUCCUCCGCGGGGAGAAGUGGACCUUCGACGCCUUCCACAGCACGUGGCUGUUUGCUGGGACGCGCCUUUGACCAUGGAGGCUUUGGAGGCUGAGGAGUUGCAAGAAGACGAAGCUGCAGGCGAACUGCUGGCAUCUGAUCGAGGUUUAUGUCCUGAGGAGGGUGCCUUGCGAUCAGCGACGAUUUUGGCAGCUUCCAGGCAGGAGGACUUCCGUUUGCAGCUGCGCUGGUUCUGCGAGGGCAACGUUUUAUGCUCCAGCGAGUUGGGAUGUUCCUUCUACUUGGUGGCGGAUUGUAACAUGGCUCUAACUUUUGAGCUUCGCGUGGGUUCUUCUUGCUCUCGGGUGCUGCGUCAUGACUUCUCGGGAGGUCCUCAAUGGGGUGCCGCCGACUUCUGCGAACGCCCCAGUGGACGUCGCGUGAUGUUGCAGCUACGCUUGUUAGAAGUGCCUUCACGCUUUCACCUUUUUGCACCGCAGGGUGACCGUGCGGUCUGGCGUGUUGAGUCAUGGAACGCGAAAGAACGCUUUGGGAAAGCAGCUUAUGUGAGCGAAGCUUGCAAUUUGCCCAGUGAAACUUCACUGAAGCUGUUGGUCGGUGUAGGCCCUGAAGACAGUGUUGACUUGGUGGGGCCGAGCCCUGCCAGAGAUUGCAGGCCCUUAGCCCUGCAACCCUUGGCGCUCUUUGCUACGGCGGUGCCGGGGGCUUCGUUGCGCUUUGCGCUGGAGGUCGGAGGGCUUCGCCGCAUCUAUUUCCAGCACUUUACGCUCACAGCCGCUUUUGCUGGAAGUCGUUGUUUCCUGCCCAGCGCCGGAGAUGCUGUUCGAGGUUUUUCCAUUCCGUUGACGUCCCACCACCGCUCUCUCCAUGUCUCGUAGACGACGCCUUGGACGUGGCGGUGGAAAUCCUUGGGGCGGCGCCCUUGGGAGAUGAGGAGGAGGCCGACCUACUUCCAGCGGUGUAAGCUGAAAAAA
Molecule: messenger RNA, 1252 nt
Organism: Cladocopium goreaui
Lineage: Eukaryota; Dinophyceae; Suessiales; Symbiodiniaceae
Source: the annotation of a GenBank genome assembly